Molecule: messenger RNA, 1605 nt
Organism: Schizosaccharomyces osmophilus
Lineage: Eukaryota; Fungi; Ascomycota; Schizosaccharomycetes; Schizosaccharomycetales; Schizosaccharomycetaceae
Gene: rrn7
Product: RNA polymerase I general transcription initiation factor subunit Rrn7
Exons: 2
Coding region: 1-1605 (534 amino acids)
Biological process (GO): RNA polymerase I preinitiation complex assembly; nucleolar large rRNA transcription by RNA polymerase I
Cellular component (GO): RNA polymerase I core factor complex; RNA polymerase transcription factor SL1 complex
Molecular function (GO): RNA polymerase I core promoter sequence-specific DNA binding
Source: RefSeq, a predicted model, not a curated record
AUGGAUGGUAAUUGGUUUCAAGGGCCUCCCUGCCCCAUUCGAAAUUGUAAAUGUAUUUGGUAUUUCAAGAAUGAAGGGCAAACAGUUUGCAGGCGAGGUCACAUUCAAUAUGGAAUGGAAGUAGCACAGGAUGAUGAACCUGGUUCAGGUGCUUUCUUUCAAACGAGAAAACGCAAGGUUGUCCGUAAACACCUGGAUACAGGUGAUUCUGAGGAGCCUCUGUACGGUGCCGCUGGUCGCGAUUUAUACUUUCAGGUUUAUCAAACCAUUCUGCAAACUCAAUGUAAUGCUUUAGUCUCUGACUUAAAAUUCCCUCAAACUGUUGAGGGAUUAAUUCGUGAUUUAUGGGGACUAUAUCUGUCAUUUGCAUAUGAAUCCUUUUCCUCUAGCUAUCUAUCAUUAAACAAGGACUUAUCCCUUCUUGAACUCUCAGACUCAGAUUUGGAUAUGGAAGAUCCAGAUACACAAACUUCAAAUACAUCAGAAGCAAGCAAAAGUAUUCACAGGAACCAGGGUUUAUCAUACCCGAAACUAUUGUACUCUCAGGCCUUCAUCUAUAUCUCUUGUCUCUUAUUACGUCUUCCCAUUACACUUCAUCAAAUCCGAAGAUGGAUCUGUGCAGAUAUAUUGCCUUAUUAUAAGGCUUAUAAAGUUAUUCCAUCUCAAAUCAUUAAACGGCUUCCUAUCAACUACGUUCGUAUGCUGGUUCCAUACCAUUAUCCUUCCUAUCAUCGUCUGCAAGGAGCUGUUUCAACUAUCCUUCAAAUACUAAUUCCAAGGUAUAGCAUACAACUUCCUCCAAUUAACGCACCUCUGAUAUUAUUCGAUACUAUCAAAUUUUUUGUUUUUCCUAUAGAAUUAUUCCUUCCAGUUAUUCAUCUAAUUAACUCGUUAAAUCUUCCCAUGUCUUUAGGAGAAGCACACCGACAAGCAUCAGCUUCAACCGAAAUAAAUGUUUCCUCAGAAUUAACGUCGGAAACUUCAACAAAUCCGGAGUUAAUGAUCCUUGCGGCACUAUUGGUUUCAGCCAACAUUUUAUAUGGUUUCGAACGACCUACACCUGCCAGCUUAAACGGCUUUGAGGAUAGCAUAAUGGUUCCUGAUUGGAAAAACUGGAUGGAAUCUGUUCUGAGUCUGCGUAAGGCGACGCAAGAGUCAUUUAUGGAGAUGGACGAAUAUUCAAUACACCAUCUAGACAAUAGCGAAAUAGAUGGUUACAUGGAUUGGUAUACAAGACAAUUUCUUGACGAUGACAACCAAAAUCAGCUUCCGCAGGGAAUUCUUGAUUUAUUUUCAGUUUCCUCAGAAAGGCCUGACUCUGCUAGCCAAGAACAAAAUUCUGAAAUUCCCGAUAUGGACUUCGAAAGCUUAUUCAAUACAGCUCGUUCGUUUAAACUUGUGAAAAAAAAAGAAGCGAAUAUUAGGCCAAGUCCUUCUAAAGAUGAAGCGUAUUUACCAAUGUUUCUACCUCGUCCUGACCCAGAUAGUAUAUCCUUUCGGAUUAUUUCCGUGGUAGCAAAGCUAUAUGAUAUUAAACCAGCGAUGCUCAUAGCUACUAUACGGUUUGUAGAGCAACGGAUAAAGAAAACAAAACAGAUCAUAUAA